Molecule: messenger RNA, 1611 nt
Organism: Telopea speciosissima
Lineage: Eukaryota; Viridiplantae; Streptophyta; Magnoliopsida; Proteales; Proteaceae
Product: cytokinin hydroxylase-like
Exons: 5
Coding region: 4-1560 (518 amino acids)
Molecular function (GO): iron ion binding; monooxygenase activity; heme binding
Source: RefSeq, a predicted model, not a curated record
UCCAUGGCGACAAUUUUGAUCCUAGCAGUGUUGGUUCCCCUGCUCUGCUUCUUCCUAAGAGUUGCCUAUGUAACCAUAUCAUGUUACUGGCUGACUCCAAGAUACAUCAAGAAGAUCAUGGAAAAGCAAGGAGUUUAUGGCCCCAAACCUCAGUUUCUAGUUGGAAAUAUCAUGGACAUGGCUUCUCUGAUCGGAAAUUCAACCUCCAAAGACAUGGAUUGGAUCGACCACAACAUCGUCGGUCGCCUGUUGCCGCAUUAUGUUGCCUGGUCUAAACAAUAUGGGAAACGAUUCAUAUAUUGGGUUGGAAGUGAACCUCGGAUGUGCUUGACAGAGAUUGAUAUGAUCAAAGAGCUUCUAUCCUCUAAAUACUGCCAGGUCUCUGGUAAGUCAUGGAUACAGAGACAGGGGACUAAACAUUUCAUUGGAAAAGGCUUAUUGAUGGCUAAUGGCAAUGACUGGUACCAUCAACGACAUAUCGUUGCUCCUGCAUUCAUGGCUGACAAACUCAAGAGGAAUAUGGGGUACAUGGUGGAAUGCACAAAACAGAUGCUUGAAGCACUAAUGGCUGUCGUCAAAUCAGGAGAAACAGAAGUUGAAAUUGGAGAGUAUAUGACUCACCUCACUGCAGAUAUCAUAUCUCGGACAGAGUUUGAUAGUAGCUAUGAGAUGGGGAAGCAGAUUUUCCAUCUUCUUACUUCUCUGCAACAUCUUUGUGCUCAAUCAAAUCGUUAUGUUUGCCUACCAGGUAGCCAAUUCUUUCCUAGCAAAUUCAAUAAAGAGAUCAAAUCUUUGAAGAUGGAGGUAGAGAAAUUAUUGAUGGAGAUCAUUCAGAGGCGAAAAGAGUGUGUUGAGAUCGGUCGUAGCUCUUCCUAUGGAAAUGAUUUAUUGGGAAUGCUUCUUGAAGAGACCCAGAAGACGAGAGCAAAUGGGUUCAGUUUUACUCUCCAAAUGGUCAUGGACGAAUGCAAGACUUUCUUCUUUGCAGGACAUGAGACCACUGCUCUGCUUCUUACUUGGACUGUCAUGCUCCUGGCAACGAAUCCAUCGUGGCAAGACAAGGUCCGCGAAGAGGUUUUCCAGGUCUGCUAUGGAGAAGAAGCUCCCUCAACUGAUCAAGUCUCUAGGCUGAGUGUGUUGAACAUGGUGAUCAAUGAGUCCCUCAGGUUAUACCCACCGGCUUCCCUUCUCCCUCGAAUGGCCUUUGAGGAUAUCAAAUUGGGUGAACUUCAUAUACCGAAAGGACUUUCGAUUUGGAUUCCUGCACUUGCAAUUCAUCACAAUGAAGAAUUGUGGGGCAAAGAUGUAAAUGAAUUCAACCCGGAGAGAUUUGCAGCCAAGUCAUUUGUGCCAGGGCGGCCUUUCAUGCCUUUCGCAAUGGGGCCUAGGAAUUGUAUUGGCCAGGCUUUCGCAAUGAUGGAAGCUAAGGUCAUAUUAUCAAUGCUGAUAGCGCGAUUUAGCUUCACAAUUUCGAAAAACUAUCGACAUGCACCAAUCAGUGUUCUUACUCUUAAGCCUAAACAUGGGGUUCAAAUCUAUCUGAAGCCUCUAAGUCCAUGAGAACUUCUAUUGAGGUUGAGUUCUGAGGAUGUUCUAGGCUUGUUAACAAUU